AUAAUCGUGAAGAAUCUCAUAUUAUAUUCCCUCAGUCAGCAACCACUGAUGAGGGAGAAAGUAAAAUCAGACAGUGUAUCAGAAAGAAGUAAAACGAAUUUAAUUUUCACAACCUCCAAGCCCCAGCUCUCCACUACCACCACCACCCACCAUCUCUUACCCAUUUCCCCAAGCGUUUUCCAUUUGCUUCUACCUCUGCUCUCAAACCCUAGAAAAAAUCUUAAAAAAUUUGCACUUACCAUUUACUAUAAUCCUUCAUGGGUUUUUUCCAAGAAACCCUUGUAAAUCCUGAAUAAAAAGACAAAAGAAGCAUAAACUCUUGCCCAACACAACUCAGAUCAAAUAUGGCUGCGGUUUCAACUCCCAGGUACUUGUUGGCCUUCUUUCUACUGAAUCUUUACUUGAAAGUUUUGGAUGCGGACCCAAACUUGACCUUUUCUUUCAAGAAUUUUGGUAAAGAUUCAAACUUUGAGUCACAGUUCGCUCUGUAUGGGGAUGCUGAGGUUGCUGGAGAUGGUAUGUCGGUUCAAAUGGCUGGUUCUGGGGUUUCUACUGCUGGGAGGGUAUGUUGUAAGAAACCCAUGAAUCUUGUUGAGGGAAACUCAAGAAAUGUGGUGUCUUUCUCAAAUUAUUUUACGUUUUCCAUGUCUAAGGAAAAUGGGGAUGGCUUGGCUUUUGUCAUGCUUCCUAGCGGAUUUCCUUUGAGUGUUUUUGAUGGUGGGCCAAUGGGGAUGUUGGUGGAGAGAAAAAUGAAGUUUCUUGCUGUUGAAUUUGAUACUUUUAAGGAUGACAAGUAUGGCGAUGUGAAUGGUAACCAUAUUGGACUUGAUGUUGAAAGUCCCGUCUCGGUUAAAGUGAGCAAUGUUUCAUCUGUCAAUUUGGCCCUAAACAGUGGAGAAAAGUUGCAAGCCUGGAUUGAUUACGAAGCAAGUAGUAAACGAUUUGAGGUGAGGUUGAGCAAGUUCGGUGACAAUAGGCCAGUUGAUCCAUUGCUCUCUUAUCCCAUUGAUUUAUCAGAAAUGUGGAAAGAGGAGGAUGUUAUUGUGGGAUUGAGCUCAUCAAGUGGAAAUUCUUCGCAGAAGUGUAACAUUUAUUUCUGGAGUUUUAAGUCGAGAACUGUGCCACAGUGGAUGCAUUCAGAGCCCAUGGAUCCAGAAGACGUUGUGGAGAAUGCAGAAGAGCUGAAAGUUCCUAAAAAAGGUGAUUGUGCUUUAAGAAUACUUGCUGCACUAAUAUUCGGCACUGUAUGUGGUGCACUGGGGGCCUUCUUUGUAUUGUUCUUGUGGACUAUCUUCGGAAAUAGGCGUCCUGUGGUGCCUGAGGAAUUUACUGUGCAGUCCAAGGAGUUUGAUUACAAGAAGUUCAAUGUUUCUGUUGAUAAAACCAUCGAAGAUGGUAAGAACUAGACGUUUCGUUUGCAGAUUAGACGACGGAGUGUUUUUCGCUUGUAAAUCCUCUCCAUUUUUAGUACUUGGAUGUUCUGGUUGGCAUGGUGCUGUAAUUUAAUGAUCAAUCAUUCCAAUGUAGUAUUGCUAUAUAUUCCAUAUGUUGUGAUCAUUAAACUACAGCUUCAUUUUGGGAAGAUGAGAGUUCCAAAUGCUUCAUUGUUAUGAAUUUGUCAUGCUAAAUCCUCUUAAAAUUAUAAAAAUGCUAGUAUAUUUGAUACA
Messenger RNA from Sesamum indicum (sesame), 1667 nucleotides. Its product is annotated as lectin-like protein LEC. The record is from RefSeq and is a predicted model, not a curated record. Gene Ontology annotation, molecular function: carbohydrate binding. Lineage: Eukaryota; Viridiplantae; Streptophyta; Magnoliopsida; Lamiales; Pedaliaceae.